AUGAUGAGAGCAGGAGUCAGAGCGUGCUUUGGAAGAAUCGAUCGCGAAAGAGAUCAAAACUUCCUGAAGGCGAUGUCUGGAGGGAAGAGAGGGAAGAGAAGCAAAGCGGAAGAUUUGGGAUACCACCUGUGGGGAGCUCCCGAUAGCAGUAGAGACAAUGCUGGUACUGUAGAAAGCGAGUCUGACCUCGGCCUUCACUCGCGCAUCUACAAUCUCUCGGGGUUGUCUCAGGAAGGAGGCGCUUGCUUUGGACUCUCGCUGAUACAUGCAGAGCAGAAGAUCAAUGAGAUUUUGGGUCGGGCCACGGGGAAGCUGAAGUCUGACUGGCGCCCACAUGGCCUGGAAGAUGUCCGUCUGGUAGCAUUCAAAUACCCAGGAACGAACCGCAAUGUCGCAAAGCUUGAGUCGUGGGGCGGUAGCUCUCUCUAUGGAAGAGCUUGUAAUGAGCCAGCUGUACGAAGUUUUCCAGAACAUUUUGUAAUCAGUCAGGAGUUUGCACUCACACCUCGGGGAAAGAUCGCACCGAAAACAAUAUCAUACUACGCUCAAAAUACCUACAGGUAA
Messenger RNA from Pseudocercospora fijiensis CIRAD86, 564 nucleotides. RefSeq lists its product as uncharacterized. NCBI's taxonomy places the organism in Eukaryota, Fungi, Ascomycota, Dothideomycetes, Mycosphaerellales, Mycosphaerellaceae. The coding region runs from base 1 to 564 and encodes 187 amino acids. The record is from RefSeq and is a predicted model, not a curated record. The transcript is spliced from 8 exons.